GCAGCACUCUCCUUCACAUAGAUAUGUAGUAAUGGCGCGGCUGCUGGUGUGGUUGUCUGUCUUACUCUCCGUGCUUUACAGCCAGGGAACGGGCACCUGUCCUGUCCAGUGUAGAUGUUGGAAGACUACCUGUAAUGAAGCUCUUGUAUAUUGUUAUUAUAGAGGACUGCACGGAUUACCGACCAACAUCCCCACGGACACUUGCAUACUAAACCUGGGACUGAAUGACCUAACGUUACACUACGGGAUCUUUGACACCUUAGUGAAUUUACGUGAACUAUACUUGGAAAACAAUGAACUAACAUGGUUACCGUACGGGGUCUUUGACGCUUUGGUGAAUUUACAGGGGCUAAACCUGGCGAACAAUCAGAUAACAACAUUACCGAAUGGGAUAUUUGACGCACUGCCGAAUCUACAGCGACUAAAACUGGACAGAAAUGAGAUAGUAACGUUACCGAAUGGGAUAUUUGACGCCUUGACGAAUCUACAACAACUAUAUCUGGAAUAUAAUCAAAUAACCACAAUACAGAAGGCGACGUUUGGUGGAUUGGUGAAUGUAACAAUUGCAAUAGAAGAUAAUCCUCUGCAUUGCGAUUGUCAAUUAGUCGCCCUCCUCAGGUUUGCUGAAUCGCGAAACAUUCAGUUAGGGCAUGUCUUCAUACCGUCGUGUCAGAGCCCUUCCAAUCUGAAAGGAACACUGUUGAAGGACGGGGUAUUUGAGGAUAUGGAUUGUGAUUCAGAUUCCACCGUUCGUACAGACGCCGGUUCUACACGUAUAGAGAUCUUCACCAUUGCUGAAGACACCCACACUACCCGUCCAGACAUCGACACUACCUCUGCCCGUCCAGACUCAAACACUACAGGAACUAGGAGUGUUACAGAAGUCACAAAAGUAAUCAAAAUGAUUACACCUGAUCGGCCGACCACUAUUCCAACAACAACCUUUACAAUCAUCGCCCUGUCCCUAGGAUUGGUUGUUGCGAUGGUAACAGCUGUUGGUAUUGGGAUUGCUUUUUGUCGAAGACGGUGGUGGAAACCCGAAUACGAACGACCGCAUCCCGCUCCCGACAACAAUAUGAUUCCAAUUAAUGUAUACGAUGCCAUUAACGCAGCCGGUGAUGACGACACUUACCUUGAGGUCAAUCCCUCGGAGGAAGUCCCGUACAAUGACACUUAUGCUCCUCCAUACCUAUAUCUUGUUCCUUGAGACAAUGUAUAAAAAUAAAUGAUAUCUUUCUAAUUUA
Molecule: messenger RNA, 1244 nt
Organism: Ostrea edulis (European flat oyster)
Lineage: Eukaryota; Metazoa; Mollusca; Bivalvia; Ostreida; Ostreidae
Product: leucine-rich repeat-containing protein 15-like
Exons: 10
Coding region: 32-1207 (391 amino acids)
Cellular component (GO): extracellular matrix
Molecular function (GO): protein binding
Source: RefSeq, a predicted model, not a curated record